GUGUCACCAACCCCACAACAAAGAUGGAGGACGAUAUCUCAGAUUUGAGCAGACCACAAAUGUACUUGUUUGGUUGCACCCUGAAGUCGGACAGGAGGGAGUUCAGAGUUGACGUAGACGACGAUGACACUGAGCAGCAGCUGUCACUCAAAGCAGUGUGUCUGGGAGCCGAGGCUGACGAUAAGUUCCACAUGGUGGAAAUCGAAGGCCUCACUUAUGAUGGGAAGUCGACCAAAGUGCCACUGGUUGUCCUGAAACCGUCCGUCCUGCCCUCUAUGAGUUUAGGUGGAUUUGAGAUCACACCUCCAGUUACCUUCCGUCUCCAGUCUGGCUCUGGACCAGUUCACAUCAGCGGGCAGCAUUUUGUCAGCGUGAAGGAUUCAGACGAUGAAGAGGAGGAGAACAACAGCUCGCCGGUGAAGCGGCCAGCGAACCUGAUGUCGGGGAAGAAGCCUCCGUUGAAAAAACUAAAGAUGGAUUCCGAUGAUGAUGAAGACGACAGUGACGACGACGAUGACGAUGAUGACGAAGAUGAAUACAGUGAUGAAAAUGAUGUGAAGCCUCAGAAGAAUGCAGGAAAAGAGCUCAAAAAAUUUCCAGCAAAGAAGCCAAACAAGACUCCGCAGAAACAAAACGGCCCCGCAGGAAAACCAUCCGGAUCAGCAGUCAAACCUCAGAUCAAGACACCUGCCCCAGGAAAAGACAAAGCCCAGGCCGGCCCGUCUAAAUCUCCCCCUCUGACUGAGAUUAAGAGCAAGUUGUCAACGGCAGCCAAGGAGGGAAAACCGCUGCCGAAGACCGAGCAGAAGUUUGAGAAUUACGUGAGGAGUUCUUUUAAAAUCUCGGACAAAAAAGUGGUCAAGGACCUUUGGAGUUUUGUACAAACCUUGAAGAUCGAGAAGAAGUAACAACCCUUGUAUGUUUUGCAUCCUGCAAGACAUUUAAAGGCACAGUCAGCGACAUUUCCUACUUGGCCUUAUUGGGUCAUCAUUGCUAACAUGGAGUGAACAGAAGGGCCAGAAUGCUAAAAAGAAAAUGGGUGAAGCCAUUAAUGAUGCAGGUGUCAUUGUUUUUGUUUUUUUUUGCUAGAUGCGAAGCACCUCCUGGAGCUCGUUCGUACUCCACUCACAAACUCGCGUAUUCACGUUUUCCGCAAGGGGGACGCUGUCCACUUCAUCGCACCACCUAUAGGGAAGGGAGCUCAUAGCACCACCAAUUAGGACCCGCAGAUGUCUGUUGGCCUUCCUGCAGGAAAAAAAAAAAAUAGCUGCUGCUGUCUUAACACUUGCGCCACCUGCAGGCAAUAAAUGUCGCACCUGCAGAUUUUUUUUAUAGCUGCCAUAAAUAACAGAUAUGUAAAUUGGCAACAUAACAAGUAUUCAGAGCAAAGGACAGACCAGACAGAACCUAGUUAAGUUAGUUAUUGCUAAAAUUUCUAUAUGGUCCGUCUGUAUUUUCUCAACAGUAUCUUUUUUUUUUAGCACAUUUCUGAUCUUAGACAUGAUGUAAAAUAAAUAUCCUUAAGCAUCAGCUAUAAAAAUGCUCGUAGCUGCAGGUGGUGUAACUGUCAACUUACAGAAGCUGCUCCUCUCCUACCCGGUAGAAGGUGAGAUCGGCAUGAGGACAUCCGACUUCCUUCAGUGUUCUGAUAUCGGCCGAGUCUGGCUUCAGGUGCUUCGCAUCCAUGACAGCGUGUGUCCUUGUUAAGUCAACAAUGCAAUAGGAGAUAUUGCAGAGUGUGCCUUUAAAUAUCUACUGUAAACCGAGUGAAAUCAGAGUCGUGUGAAUUCGAGAAGAAUAUACAAGGAUGGUUGAGACAGCUGAUGUAGGGGGACGAUGACGAUGUGUUUUUCCUCCAAAGUGUUGCGUUGAUAUUUUUAUGUUCUGUCUGGCUUUACUAAGCAUUUUAAGCUUGCAAAAAAAAAAAAAAAAAACGCUUACAGAUUGUACUUUUAAUUUGUCUGGCAUAAUUGCUUUAUACAUGUUGUUCAGGAAUUCAUCAGAGCCAGUCGAGAUCCGUUUUUUUAAGUCUUGACCCUCAGUUUGGUCAGAACAGCCGUAUUUGUAUUCUUUAACAAGUUGGCCAACGACAAAUGAUUCAAACGUUUAUGAAAUAUUUCACUUUAAAAAAAAUAAUAAUCUAGAAACGGUAACAUCCAUAUACGUACAUGGAUGUGUGCAGUUUUGUGUCCAUGUUUUUACUGGAGAGACAUUUGCUGGUAUGAUGGUGUUUUUUUUGCAGAAUGAAUUCAUAUCAAACCCAUCAACAUCUGUGAUGACUUGAGAGAUUUCUUAUUACCGUGAUUACAAAAUCAAAAGCAAUUAUCAUAAGAAACAGUUCUGAAGAAUAUUAUGAGCGCUAUAAAACCAACACAGCUGCUCUGACUAAAAUGUUUAUUUUUUUGGUUUUAAAGUUAUUUACAGUGCAAACAAAAAAGUUAAAAUAAACAGCAAAUAGAUUGUUGACUAGCUCCAGGAGUAUGUUGUAAUAUUAACACAGUUUUCAAUGUGUUUCAAUGAACUCUAAUGCACUAAAAAGCUGGUUACAAGCCUAUGAACACAGAACAUAAUCAUCAGGUCUAUGUCAUAAAAUGACAUCAGAGUGACAUCACGUCACCUUUACAGAAACCCCAUAAAGAGCUCAACCCCAUAAUCGUUAGCACUCUUGUAGAUCAGUGCUCUGAUGACAAUGAGAAUACAAUGGCUUUGUGCUUAAGUGUUAAUGAUCCCGUAUCCGGUCCAGAUCCUCUUAAAGAGCCUUUUAUGAGCCAAAUGUUGGCUGUUAGAUUCCAUCUUUAACCAAUCAAACUUCUUGGUUUAACCCUCCUGUUGUCUAAGAAAGGAUAUUUCAAAUUCCUUAGCUGUAAUCUUUACUGUAAUGUCCUCUUUGUAGCUUCAAUAAUGAUUUUUUUUUUUAAAUCUUAUACUUCCCGUUGUAUCAAACCUAAUGAUCUUUUUUUCCUGUAAGCAAAUCUAUUGCUUUUAUUUACCAACACGGCAGCUGAACAAUUAUAUUUUAACGUGUAUGCUUAAUCCGCCCUUGCUAACAGCUGGUUUUGCAGCUCGGCUCUGUGUUCAUGAUCUUUGAUUGAAAUGUUGUGUUGUAGUUUGGUAUAGAAAUGUUUUAUGAGUACAAAACCCCCCCCUUUUUAAAAUGACCUGUUUUUGUUCACUUUUUGUUUUAGUCCUAUUGUUUUGUCUUUAUUAAGUUGUGCUUCUUUUGAUUCUGUAAUUUUGAAGCCAGUACCUGAAUAUGUCCAUGUGGGGGGAAAAAACAAAAACAUUGUGUUCUUUGUUGAUAACCUGAUGUGUGUUUAGGGCUCAUUCUUUUUUUAGUCAUUUUAUAAAAAAUGUGGUUGAAAUUUGGCUGUUGAGUAAGUAUCUACUGUAGUAUCAGACUAGAGUAGCUCUGAGAUCGUACUGUUUGGAUCCGAUGAAUGACCCCUCUGUGUGAUAUUAAUUGCUUUUUGUCUGUGACCUAAAAAACCUACCGUAAAACAUCAGCAUGCGAUGAGAGGGAACUUCAAAUUUGAAUUGACAAGAAACAAGGCUCGUACCUAUUUACUGCAUACGUCAAUGCAAAUGAAAUUGUAUUACACUGAAAUAUUGGUAUUAGUGGAUGAUGGAUUGACUGACUCAACAUGUGUUGAAAGAAAGUGCAUUUUGUCCAUUUAGUUCAACUUUAUUGAUUAGUUUAUGCAUGACUGCUGAUGGAGGAUAUUCAUUCAUUCAUUCUGUUGAGAUGAACAUAUCCAUCCAUUGUUUUGUUUUUUUAUCUAUCUGUGUCAUUUACCUGAAUAAAGUAAAUCUC
This is a messenger RNA of Anoplopoma fimbria (sablefish), 3811 nucleotides long. RefSeq names its product nucleophosmin 1b (gene npm1b). The record is from RefSeq and is a predicted model, not a curated record. Gene Ontology annotation, biological process: ribosomal large subunit export from nucleus; ribosomal small subunit biogenesis; ribosomal large subunit biogenesis. Gene Ontology annotation, cellular component: centrosome; cytoplasm; ribonucleoprotein complex. The transcript has 11 exons. The coding region runs from base 24 to 908 and encodes 294 amino acids. Gene Ontology annotation, molecular function: chromatin binding; RNA binding; histone binding. NCBI's taxonomy places the organism in Eukaryota, Metazoa, Chordata, Actinopteri, Perciformes, Anoplopomatidae.